AGCGGCGCUGGAAGGAUGUUCUGUCGCAGACACCUGGAGUAUCCCGUAAGCUGGCUCCAUGCCCUUCUCCGCCCCGUCCUCGCUCCUCCCUCGGCUCUCUCCACUCUUCUCAGCUCUUCUUUAGCUUCCCAGACUCGCAUGGACUUUGACGGGAAAGUGUGGCCCUUGGCGGGCGGCUUCGGCCGCUACACCCGGCUGGUGGCCGUCGCCUCUUGGCUGCCAAAUGUGUUUGUGUCCCUGGGCUUCUUCUCUGACGUCCUGUACACCGGCGCCCCGGAUUACCAAUGCCAGGGGCUGACCGGGGGCCCCUGCGGAGGAGGCAACAGCAGCAACAACAACUCAGGGGCCACACUCAGCAACAGCAGUAGCUGCCCCGGAGAAUGGGGGCUUCAGACUCAGAGCUGGCUGGAGAGCACCCUGGUUACACAGUGGGACCUCGUGUGUGAGAACGGGUGGAAGGUGCCGCUGGAGCAGAUCUGUUAUCUGAUUGGCUGGUUGUGCGGUUUCAUCAUCUUCGGAUGUGUAUGUGACAGGUUUGGACGGCGCAAGGCUUUCAUCAGUGCCCUGAUGGUGGCGCUGCCCCAUGGGGUGGCCCUAUGCUUCUGUCCAGGUUACUUCAGCUUCCUGGGCAUCAGGAUAGUCUUUGGUGCGGCUCUGGCUGGAAUCUUCCUGUCUUUCUACAUAGCAAGGUUAGAGCUUUGCCCCCCUGGUCUCCGGCUCAUGAUAACCAUGAUUGGCGGGUUUUUCUGGUUAGGAGGUAAGCUGCUGCUUCCAGGGAUGGCUGUGUUGUGCUCCGACUGGAAGGUCUUACAAGGGGCAGUGACUGGAGCGCUGCUGAUACUUUCCGGUUAUUGGUGCUGUCAUUUACUCUUCCCUGAAUCCCCCCGCUGGCUUCUGGCAACACAGCAGUUAAAUCGUUGCAAGGCAGAGCUCUGCCUCUUCUCCAGGGCGAAUGGAAUAGACACAGGAGAUGAUUUUGCUGGUCGGGAUGGUCUAUUCACAGAACUAGAUUCACUUUGGGAGGGUUUCCCACGUCCUCAAUAUUACAGUGUCUGCAGUCUGUUCGGGACUCGUCUUAUUUGGCGGAAUGCAUUGAUUCUUGGAUUCACGACGUUCAUCGGCAGUGGCAUCAGACCAUGUUUUGCCCGGAACCUCAUGGCUCUAGGUGGCUCUAUUCCAUAUUUUCUCCAGACUGGUAGUGAAGUUCUUGCUUGUAUCUUCCUCUGCAUCACUGUGAACCACUGGGGUCGUCGUGCAGUUCUCCUCCUGUGCACCAUCCUGACUGGGUUCAGCUCUCUGCUGCUCCUGGCCCUCACACAGUACCUCUUUACAGCAGUGUCUAUAGCCAUAUCUGUGCUGGGAUCCCUCUCUUCUCAUGCUGUAGUGAUGCUGAGUGUCUUCUAUGCCAGUGAGGUGUUACCAACAGUAAUCCGGGGUUCUGGCCUGGGCCUUAUUCUGGGUCUCAGUAUAUUGGGCCAGGCUACGCUUCCAAUCAUGAAUCUUCAGCAGAGAUCCGGCUUCUUCUUGCACCAUGUUGUCCUCUCAUCUUUUUGUAUCCUGUCAGUCCUUAGUCUUCUCUUACUGCCAGAAACUAAAAGGAAGGGUCUUCCCGACACUCUGAGACAAGGAGACAGCCUGCGUCGUCCACCGCUCCUCAUACAUGCUACCCAGGAUGCAGUGCCACUGCUCUCCCAUGGCAAGCCCCGUGCGGACUACAAUCCAGAUAGCUAUGCCCAGCUAGCGAGUGCCACAAAGAAAAUGAUUAAAAGAAACUCCAUAAAUGGACAGGAUAAUGAAGCUUUGAUCAAUGAUUAAAUGGACCACGGCAAUGUAAAUAACCACACCAGGGACCGCCGAGGGCAGAUCACCGGGGAGGACACCUGUAUGCCACAAUAGUGAUUUUUAUUACAUGUAUAAAACAUGGAAUUAUCAGGAACUUCUCCAUAAGGUGGAACCAUCAAUCCUCAAGAUGUAGCGAAAUCUGCCCCAGCAUUGACCCACUCCUCCUGCCAGUGAUGCUCCAUUACAUUAGCUCCCAGGACUUCAUCCCAGUGCAUUAAUACAAACUUCCCUCCAUCUGCAUCCCGACCCUCUCACUUCACCACGUCCUCUGCCUCAUGAAACCCAGGGGGACACAGUGACCCCCUGCCGAAACACCCAGUGUUAUCUACAUCAUCCUACACCUACUGAAGCUGGUCCCAGUCUCCUGCAGUAACAUAAAUAAGGAAACCAUUCUACUUUACAGUUACUGUAAACAGUUAAACACGUGGAUUGGUCAUCUUCCUGUGGACCAUGGAGACCUACAGUGCCCAUCUGUCUGACUGUUCAUCAAUACAAAAACCAGGACAUUACAGAACCAUGAAUAUAUAUACACUGGGAUUGCUAUGAAAGUUCUUCACCAAAGCUUCUAGCUGAUCCCCCAAUGGACAGACUUGU
Messenger RNA from Bufo bufo (common toad), 2436 nucleotides. RefSeq names its product solute carrier family 22 member 31 (gene SLC22A31). The transcript has 9 exons. Gene Ontology annotation, cellular component: membrane. The record is from RefSeq and is a predicted model, not a curated record. Gene Ontology annotation, molecular function: transmembrane transporter activity. Lineage: Eukaryota; Metazoa; Chordata; Amphibia; Anura; Bufonidae. The coding region runs from base 16 to 1815 and encodes 599 amino acids. Gene Ontology annotation, biological process: transmembrane transport.